UAGCCCCUGGUCUAGUCCUGCUUCUAGCUUUGAUGUCAUAACAGACUUGAUAAUGAUAUGCUGCCAAUCGAAUGUCUGGACGGCCGCUCUCGCAGUAAGCUUGAGAGAGGUAUAUAGUAUGCGUGUUCGUGACCAAACCCCAAAAGUGAAUUCCAAGUUCAUUGACUGUACAGACUUGUAUAUACUAGACCAUUAGGAGAACCCUUUGCUUCUAGAAUAAUGUUGACGACUCUCCUUGCCCUCGGCUUUGUAGCCUCCACCGCCGCCCACGGCUCACACGACCAGAAAACCCUCGCUGGUCCGCAUCAGUCCUUGUGGUAUAACACUCUACCCGGAGAUGGUGGAACACAGGCGGACUCUGUGUUCUCUGGAAUCUCUACGUUUGGACGCUUGCCGUACCAACCUUGCCUAACCCUCGAGGAUGUUGAUUACGAUCUCGCCUUCAUUGGUGCUCCUUUCGAUACUGGCACUUCGUACCGACCAGGCGCACGAUUUGGUCCUUCAGGUAUUCGCCAAGGAUCCCGACGUCUCAAUCUCUACGGAGGAUACAAUGUACCUCUCGAGACGAACCCCUUUAACUCAUGGGCCAAGGUCCUCGACUGUGGAGACAUCCCAGUGACAUCGUAUGACAACUCAUGGGCCCUCAAGCAGAUCGAAGAAGGCCACUACAACAUCCUGUCUCGCGCACCGAAGACAGCCGCCAACAAGCUUGGCCCGGCGAAGAAGGGCAAGACCUUGCCGCGGGUCAUUACCCUCGGCGGUGACCACACCAUCACUCUGCCGCUGCUGCGCUCGAUCAACCGCGCAUACGGUCCCGUCUCGGUUAUCCACUUCGACAGCCAUUUGGAUACCUGGCGUCCCAAAGUCUUCGGCGGCUCCCCCUCCGAAGUCGCGAGCAUCAACCACGGGACGUACUUCUACCACGCCGCGCAAGAAGGGCUCCUGGCCAACGACACGAACGUGCACGCGGGCAUCCGCACGACGCUCAGCGGGCCCAGCGACUACGAGAACGACGGGUACUGCGGGUUCGAGAUCGUCGAGGCGCGCGAGAUCGACACCAUCGGCGCCGAGGGCAUCAUCAAGAAGAUCAUCGACCGCGUCGGCACGACAAACCCCGUCUACCUCUCCCUCGACAUCGAUACCCUGGACCCGGCCUUCGCCCCCGCGACGGGGACGCCGGAGACGGGUGGGUGGAGCACAAGGGAGCUGAGAACGAUUCUGAGAGGGCUGGAGCAUGUUAAUUUGAUUGGGGCGGAUGUUGUGGAGGUUGCUCCUGCUUACGACACCAACGCGGAACACACCACCAUGGCUGCUGCCGAUGCGUUGUAUGAGAUCAUGAGCAUUAUGCUCAAGAAGGGACCCCUUAGCGAAAUGGUUUCUAAGAGGGGUGACAACGAGCUAUGAGCUAUGAGCUGUGAGCUAUGAGCUGUGAGCUAUGAGCUAUGAACUAUGAGGCUUGUUAUAAAGUACCCUAUCAAGUAUUAGCUCGGAGGAUAAAUGAUCUCUGGGGGGUGUUUAGGGGGUUUGAGU
Messenger RNA from Hypoxylon fragiforme, 1530 nucleotides. RefSeq names its product Arginase/deacetylase. The coding region runs from base 220 to 1404 and encodes 394 amino acids. The record is from RefSeq and is a predicted model, not a curated record. The transcript has 7 exons. Gene Ontology annotation, molecular function: agmatinase activity; metal ion binding. NCBI's taxonomy places the organism in Eukaryota, Fungi, Ascomycota, Sordariomycetes, Xylariales, Hypoxylaceae.